Molecule: messenger RNA, 567 nt
Organism: Microdochium trichocladiopsis
Lineage: Eukaryota; Fungi; Ascomycota; Sordariomycetes; Xylariales; Microdochiaceae
Exons: 2
Coding region: 1-567 (188 amino acids)
Source: RefSeq, a predicted model, not a curated record
AUGGCGACAGAGUGGGAUCGGCUCAGGACUAGCCCGUUCUAUAUCCCCAAACAGCUGCCGGAAGAGGAACAGAAGAAGUUGCGCGAGGCCAAGACCACCCCAAUCCUCCAAUCAUGGACAACGACAGGUUACCCGAUCGUGGACGGCCGGUACAACGACUUCUCCCAGCGCCGUGUCCGCGAGAUCACCGCAGCCGAUGCGUGCGUAUCCGGGCCGCCCACAGUGGACGUGUACUGGCACAACUCGUGGGCUUCGCCUCGCCAUGACGGGUUCUUUGUUCGUCGCGACGCGUACACGGAGGCAGGAGGGGUGACCUCGUAUGUUGUCAAGCUGGGCGACUUCUUCAAGCAGGCGGGCGAUAGGCUGGAGUUGUACUCGCUGAAUAUCACUACGUACUCUGUCGUGGUACUUGUUGGGACGCAGAUGUUGAAUGCAGAGUUUAUGGACCUUUAUGAGGGUUGCGGGCUGGGGACGUGGCAUGGUAGGGGGAAAUCGGUGGGAAAUAGGGGUGUUGAGGCGGCGGGGGCUGCUGGGCAGGAGAAGAACAAGAAGGUAUCUGCUGAAUAA